ACCCUACCUAAAUCUUCUUCUUCCUCAGCCAAAUCAUUCGAAAUUUAGAAAUUUGGAUUUAGGAUUUUGAUCCCUGAGUCAUGCCGUGAUGUUGGGAACAAGCUUGAUUCUGAUCUCUCUGAUUCUGGUGUAGUUAGUACUGUGAUGGUUAAUGGAGGAAAGUCUAAAGGUAAAAAUUCUGAGAGUAAUAAGAAGAUGAAGAGACAUAAGCUUGAAGCUGCCCACGAAAUUCCCGAGGAUGAUGAGGUUGAGAAAUCGACUGAACCAAAAACUGGAGAAACAUCUAGCAAUUUGGUUCUGGAUAAGCUUCUUCGUGGAGCAAGAUACUUUGACCCUCUUAAUGCUGGUUGGGUGACUUGUUAUAGCUGUGGUGAGCAAGGUCAUAUAACUGUCAAUUGUCCAACUCCUACCAAGCGUAGAAAGCCUUGCUUUAUAUGUGGGAGUUUGGAACAUGGUGCAAAGCAGUGUUCUAAGGGACAUGAUUGUUAUAUAUGCAAUAAAGGUGGACAUCGAGCUAAAGAUUGUCCGGAUAAGCACAAUAGUGGGUCUAAAGGAGCUGUGUGUUUAAGAUGUGGAGACUUUGGUCAUGACAUGAUUUUGUGCAAGUAUGAGUACUCUAAGGAAGAUUUAAAGGAUAUACAAUGCUAUGUCUGUAAAAGCUUUGGCCAUCUAUGCUGUGUCGAACCCGAUAAUUCACCGUCCUGGGCUGUAUCUUGCUACAGAUGUGGUCAACUGGGUCAUACUGGACUGGCAUGUGGUAGACACCAUGAUGAAAGCAACGAAAAUGAUUUUUUCAGUCCAUCAUGCUCUAAGUUUGGGGGAGGACGGCAUUUUAAGCGUGACUGCCCCAAUUCUUCUAGCGUACGCUUUUCAGAAAACUGUAGCGAAGAAGGGAAUUUCUCAGGUGAAUGCCUGAAUUCAUCGAGCAUAAACACUUCACAGGGCAGAGACUCACCGAGUGUAUGCUACAAAAGUAAAGGAGCUGGACAUUUUGCUCGUGAAUGUCCCAAAUCCAAUUCCUCCCAGGAUAAAUUGGAUAUAUAUCUAACAAGAAACUUCCACUUAAUGCAGUGCAUCGACCAAUUACUAAGUGAAUGAUUUAACUGACAAUAUUAAGUCUUUCUUCAAUUUUACGAUGAGUCUUCUUAUUACUUUCUCUUUUGCAGAUUUGAUUUACAACUAAAUAUAUGUUCUAAGAUUAAAUAUCAAAUAAAUUGUUUGUAAACACGGGUCCGAUACUGGUAUCAUAUGAGCCUUGUUGGAAUUCAAUUUGUUUAAAGUUGAGUUAAUAAUAGUUGAAUUGAGUAUA
This is a messenger RNA of Arabidopsis lyrata subsp. lyrata, 1309 nucleotides long. Its product is annotated as cellular nucleic acid-binding protein-like. The transcript has 7 exons. Lineage: Eukaryota; Viridiplantae; Streptophyta; Magnoliopsida; Brassicales; Brassicaceae. Gene Ontology annotation, molecular function: nucleic acid binding; zinc ion binding. The record is from RefSeq and is a predicted model, not a curated record. The coding region runs from base 145 to 1098 and encodes 317 amino acids.